AUGGUCCGACUCUACAAAGCUUCAUUUCCGCAGUUAGUCUAUAUUUCAGGAAAUAUAGCUCUCAAGAAAACUGCCUACCAGAGUUCAUUCUAUAUUGGCCACGAAUCGCAAAGUCCACGUCUUGCGAUAGAUGGCGAUCUUACACAAGGAUCGUAUGCAGCAAAUUGCAUUUUAGCUGGAGACGGCCAGUCAAACUCCUGGUGGGAAGUAGAUUUACAGAGAGACUACUACAUACACAAUGUAGUUAUUCACUUCCGCACCGACUACACAUAUCGUAAACCUGGUGUACACGUAUACAGUUCUAUGAAAGCAAAUCAAAGUAACGCAGGAAACUGGUGUGGAAACACAUCUGCUAGUAGCCCGAAUAUAGAAACAUUGACCUGCGAUGACACCGCUAGAUACAUCACACUCUUCAGAAGUACAGGUGACAAAUUAAUGAGCUUUUGUGAAGUCGAAGUGUAUGUCUGUGAUGCUGGAACUUUCGGUGAUAACUGCACCAGGUUCUGUCACUGUCUGAAUGGACCGUGUGACUACGUCACUGGAGAAUGUUCUGGAGGAUGUAAACCAAACUGGAGUGGUCAUACGUGUAAUGUAUGUGAUUCCAAUCACUAUGGUGAACUGUGUCGUGAAGACUGUUCCACUAGACAUUGCGUGGGAUCAUCAACGUGUGACAGCAUUGGACGAUGUGACAACGGAUGUACAGAAGGAUGGAUGCAACCAGAUUGCACGACAAAAUGUUCCCAGGGUCUAUAUGGACACGGAUGUAGAGGUUCCUGUGUAAACAGACAUUGUCACGUGAAAUCUGACUGUGACCACGUGACUGGAGAGUGUGUCGGUGGCUGUAAUAGAGGAUAUAAUCCACUCGACUGUACAUCUAUAUGUCAACGAGGUACAUUUGGACCUGGAUGUCAGUCAAAGUGUAGUGAACGACAUUGCAAAGGGGACAGCUCAUCGUGUGAUGUACAGAAUGGAACAUGCCAACAUGGUUGUGAUCCAGGCUGGAAGAGUCUAAGUUGUAACAUAGCAUGUGAUAGAGGAUCCUAUGGCGCUGGUUGUAAAUUCAGUUGUUCACAAAGACACUGCAAAGUGAGUACGACGAGCUGUAACAAUGUUAAUGGUUACUGUGAAGGUUUGUGUCAGGACGGUUGGAUGGGAGUCGAUUGUACAGUUUGUGAUACAGAUCAUUAUGGCGUUAAUUGUGAAUCAAUAUGUGCAGACAGACAUUGCAAGGGGGAACAACUCUGUCAUCAUGAACUGGGAUACUGUAAUGGCGGGUGUGUACCAGGGUGGACAGGACUUGCAUGUGUUGAAGCCCAAGCUGUCACUGGCAACACUGAUACCGGUAACAGUGAUUCCGCCAUCGUUGCGGUUUCUGUUGUGGCGGGUAUUCUGUUUGUAUUGUUGGUCAUAGUCACCAGUGUUUUAAUCUGGCACAUUAAGACUCACAGAGUGAAGUCAGACUCGUAUCAGCAAGAGAUGAAAAAAACAAACACGAACCCGUCAAAUGAACCUACAGACCCCAGUGCUGUAGAAUAUGAAAUCGUCGAUAGACAAGAUGGCGGUCGCAGCAAUCCCAGAAUUCCCGGUUCUCAACAAGUGGACACUUCCCGUUCAGCCAAUGAUGGCAAUUCUCCGACGUCACAUGAUCAAAUGGAUGCGCAGCCAAGUCAUUUUGACAGUGAGGGUGGCUAUGUUAAUGCAAGCCAAACGAAUGAAUACGAAACACUUGAUUUAUCCAACCCACCGCAGAAUGACUAUGAUAGAAUAACUGGUGUUUAGACAAUCGUGAAUGAACUUUUGGUUAACUAACGUUGAUACUUUUACCGCGUGGUUUUAAAAAGACAUUGUCAUUAUGAAAUUUGUUUCACGAUGACUCAAGAUACGGAGUUGAAAACGAGAUAGUAAUUUUGACUUAAAAGUUUGAAUGAAGGUCUCUGAAAUUGUAAAAAAAGUAUAGAGAAGUAUCACGUGUUGCUUGUUUGUCCUUGCUAUCGUGAUAUUAGAUCACAAUUCUUAAAGAAAUAGCCUUAUGCUUGGACUGUCUAUAACCAAUUUGUAAAUUUAUUAACAGUAAAAUCAAGGACAAUUUGGUUAGAUCUAUCAAAAUGUAUUUAUGUUGCAAUGCAAAGACGUAUUAACGUUACUGUAACAGUUGUAUUUCCUCCUCCUCCUUUACAACUUCCACCAAAACUACUACUACUACUACUACUACUACUGCUACUACUACUACUAUUACUACUACUAUUACUAUAUUACAAUCAUUAUUUGUCUUACUGCUACUACAAUAAUAAUUAUUACUUAAUCAUUAAUUAUUAUGUACAUUUACUUGUUUGGUAUGUUCUCAUUUCUUAUGUAGUUUGUAUCAUAUUUUAUUUAAAUGCAUAUUUGUAACACUAUUGUAUUAAUAUUCACGCGAUAUAUUGUGUAUGUUUCAUCCAAUCGCUGAUGUCAGCUUCAUCAUAAUAAACUGAUUGAUUAUAUGUAUAGCCUAUUAUUACCGUUUAGAUAAAUUUCUUCCGUUUUGAUUGGUCAAUAGCCAAUGCAUACCACAAGUACGCCGUCUCUUUUGCGGGAAAAUACAGGAUUUACGGGAAUAUAUAGAAUUUGCUGGGGAGUACGAAAUGUCACGUGACUUGCUCGAUUGGUUGUACGGAAAUACAAACUGCUGUCGAGACCGACGAAAUUUUCUCCAACACGCCUCACUGAUUAAAUUUGUUAAAAGACUUGAAUUCAUUAUGAAAGGGAACACCACAAUUCGGUAAAUUUUAUUUUUACUGUUUAUUUGAAGAUUUCUUGAGCACGUUUGGCCAAAAAAUGUGCUAGAUUGUAGUUUUUCGCGUAUUAAAAUCUAAUGCUAGAAUAUAGCAUGGCGUAGUCAGUUACCGUGUUAGAAUUUGGGCUAAUUAUCACGAAGGUCUCUGAAAUUUUAAGUAAUAACUUGACAUGCGUUGUUUACAGGUUCUCCAAGUUAGUACAACACGACAAAUAGUUUUGUUCGGCUGCGGGUGUUCAAUUUUGUUUUCCUGUUUAAAACACGUAAGAUGAUAAGGCGUUAUGAGUUGUCUCCCUUUGCGAAACAGGCUUCGAAAUAUUUUCUGGAUAAACCACCCGGAAUCCUUGUUGACACUCUUAAUAUCCAAACAGCUAACAACCCCCCACACACAUACACACCACACACACACACACACACACCAGCCCCCCCCCCCCCCCCCCCAAAAAAAAAAAACCCAACA
Messenger RNA from Gigantopelta aegis, 3233 nucleotides. RefSeq names its product multiple epidermal growth factor-like domains protein 10. The record is from RefSeq and is a predicted model, not a curated record. NCBI's taxonomy places the organism in Eukaryota, Metazoa, Mollusca, Gastropoda, Neomphalida, Peltospiridae. The coding region runs from base 1 to 1779 and encodes 592 amino acids. The transcript is spliced from 11 exons. Gene Ontology annotation, molecular function: scavenger receptor activity.